This is a messenger RNA of Pseudomyrmex gracilis, 2174 nucleotides long. Its product is annotated as solute carrier family 46 member 3. Gene Ontology annotation, biological process: transmembrane transport. Gene Ontology annotation, cellular component: membrane. The record is from RefSeq and is a predicted model, not a curated record. Lineage: Eukaryota; Metazoa; Arthropoda; Insecta; Hymenoptera; Formicidae. Gene Ontology annotation, molecular function: transmembrane transporter activity. The transcript is spliced from 8 exons. Bases 586 to 2037 code for a protein of 483 amino acids.
AUAGAGUUGUUCUAAUACUCACUACCGGUGUUAUAAGUCUAUACUUCACGUCACACGUGCUAUAGAUGUAGCAGUACUGGCAAUGAAUAUCGGAAAGCAGCCCUUAGUCUUGACAGAGAGGUCUGGUACGCGCGUGUACGUAUCUAAAAAACUCGUCAAAUGUUUGUUUCGUCUGGUCAAGUGAUAAUUGGAAAUUGUGCAAGAAGUGUGUAUAUGUUGCGUAAUGUUACAUGUAUGUGACGACUCACGUGGUUAUUGCACGUGGUCAACAGAUAUGGCUCUCGAUCGAAAUGUUACGAUUGAAAAACCGGUACAUGUGAUCGAUGUCAAAUGACAGCGGCGGUGUCCAAUUCAAAGAGAAAGUUGUGUGAAACGCAAAGACUGGAAAAGUAAAUAGGGUACCUACGCGAUAUCUGGUUUCCCGGCUAUCAGUCAUCAAUACUUUAUCCACGUGUGAAAAGGUUGCCGUAUGUUUUGCGGUUGAUGCACCACGUACUCGGGCAAUUAUCGUUUGUAAAUAUCAAGAGUAAAAGGAAUCGACGAUUUUGUGUGAUAUUACGGUGAGCAGUUUGCAAGUUCCGCACGAUGUCAUCAACGGGAUGCAACGCCGUGUGCAGAAAAUAUUUUGGUUGGUUAAAACACAUAUCGGUAGAACCGACUAUGUGGCUCUAUAUGAUGGCCUUUAUGUUCACGUCGGUUAUCGAGCAAGACUUCUUCAGAUACAAAGCAUGUCGAGUAGAUCACGGAUAUUCAGAAAAGGAAUGCUUGAAAAUGAACAAUGAAGAGAUAAAAACCGCAGUGCAGAUAACCGUUGCUAAGUUUCAACAAUGGAACGACAUUGCUGGACAUUUGAUACCUAUUAUUUUGGCGAUGUUCUACGGGAACUGGAGUGAUCGGCACGGACGUAAAUUGCCGCUCAUUCUUGGUCUGAUCGGCAAAUUAAUUUACUCCGUGAUGAUUGUAAUCAAUUCCAUAAUGGACACUUGGCAUCUGAACAUGGUAGUGUACACGGCCACACUACCGAUGAGUUUUCUCGGCGGCAAUGUUGCUAUCUUUGCCAGUUGCUUCGCUUACAUAUCGGACAUAUGUUCUGUGCAACAGAGAACUCUGAGAAUCACAAUUUUAGAUGCCACCUAUCUCAGCACUAUGCCCAUAGGUGUCGCACUCGGAUCGUAUGUGUUUACUCAUGUGGUCAACUCGUCGUACACGAUUAUGUUUAUGAUAAAUGCGAGCUUGCUCGCGCUGACGAUUCUGUACUCGCUUUUAAUGCUCAAGUGGCGAACGUCACCGCGACAACAACCGCUAGUCGGUGCUAACUGGUUGAUAGACUUCUUUGACAUGAGACAUGUUGCUAGCACUGUGCGAACGAUGGUGAAAUCGAGACUCAAUCACGGCAAAUUGCAUCUGUGGUUGCUUUUGUCGGCCAUGUUCUUCUACACGUUUCAGAGAGAUGAAAAAAUCAAAACUCAGCUGUACACUUCGCUGAUCUUUAAGUGGACUGUAACUGACUUCAGUAACUACAAAACGUUACUAUCAUCUCUCUAUAUUGCAGCAAUGCUUGGUGGUGUGCCUAUUAUGCAUAAAUUGGGAAUGAAGGAUGUCUUUAUUGUAGUAGUUGGAGCAAUGUCACAUGCAAGCGGAAGAAUAUUAUAUAUUCUCGCGAAUACUCCGACAGUAUUUUAUAUAGGUGCUGUAGUUUCAGCAUUGGGACCUGUGGUAGCUCCUGUACUUAGAUCUAUGACUUCUAAACUUAUAUCUGUGGAAGAACGAGGAAAAGUGUUCGCGAUGCUUUCCGUGUGUGACAAUGCAGUACCGUUGUUCAGUGGUAUUUUAUACACUCAAAUUUACAACGCCACGAUAAAAACGGCACCAACCUCUUUUUUCUGGGUGACGUUUUCUACACAAAUUGCCGUACUUCUGCUCGUUAUGCUUAUUCAUUUUACAUCGUGGUCCAAGCAUGCGAGUGAACAAAGUGACGAUGAAACUGUGACGCCAUCUUUACAGAAUAAUACUUCAGAAACUCAACAAAAUAAUUGAACUAGAAUCUAUUUUUAAAUCAUGUCAUAAAUACAAUCAUAAAUUUUAAUAUCAUAUAUGUAUAUAUAUAUAUAUAUAUAUAUGCACGCACACGUUACAAAUACGUUUAGAAGUUGCAUAAUGUUUUUAUUUUUUUG